Molecule: messenger RNA, 2108 nt
Organism: Pseudonaja textilis
Lineage: Eukaryota; Metazoa; Chordata; Lepidosauria; Squamata; Elapidae
Gene: GK5
Product: glycerol kinase 5
Biological process (GO): glycerol-3-phosphate biosynthetic process; triglyceride metabolic process; glycerol metabolic process
Cellular component (GO): mitochondrion
Molecular function (GO): kinase activity
Source: RefSeq, a predicted model, not a curated record
CCUUUUUCUCGCCUCAUAAACCGCCCCUGAAGUAAGGGCGGCUUCUGCCGGGUCCCCAAAGGCUCGGUUGACACUUUCCGCCGGAGCUAUUACGAGAAGACUUUCGUUGGAUUUUGUGGAAAGUUGCUUCCUGGGCUUUGAAAGGCGCGACGCCGAUGAAACUGAUCGAUAGUAGCGGACCAGCGGCCAACAAUGCUUUCACCACCAGCGUUGCCACGGCCUGCGCUCUUGCCCCGGAGAUGAAGUAUAUCUUGGGUAUAGACGUGGGCAGCACGGUGAUACGGUGCCAUGUGUACGACAAGGCGGCGGUCCUCAAAGGAUUUAGUAGCAAACAGAUAGAGGCUCUUCAUCCUCAGCCCGGUUGGGUUGAAUUAGACCCUGAAAGCCUGUGGACCCAGUUCACUGAUGUGAUUAAAGAAGCAGUUCAAGUUGCAGGACUUAAAAUGAAUCAAAUCUCUGCUCUUGGACUUUCAACACAACGUGCAACUUUUAUUACAUGGAACAAAAAGACAGGGAAACCUUUUCAUAAUUUCAUAAGUUGGCAAGAUGUGAGAGCUGCUAACCUUGUUAAAUCCUGGAACAGAUCUUUUUUAAUGAAGGCAGUCCAUGGUAUUUCUUCUUUGCUGCACUUUUUCACUCGGAUUAAUAAACUUCUACUAGCCCGUUCUUUUAGUUUUACAACACAGCAUGUCUCUUUAAGACUGGUUUGGGUUUUACAGCAUUUAUCUGAGGUAGAACAAGCUGCUAAAGAUGACAAUUGCUGUUUUGGAACAGUUGACACAUGGUUACUUUAUAAACUCACUAAAGGUGCAGUGUAUGCUACAGAUUAUUCAAAUGCCAGUACCACUGCAUUUUUUGAUCCGUUUAAGCUGCAGUGGAGUGACCUUUUUAGCAAGCUACUUUCCAUUCCAAUAUCGCUUUUCCCUCCAAUAGAGGACACUAGCCACAUUUUUGGAUUAGUUGAUACUGAAAUAUUUGGAGUACCUAUUGCAAUAGCAGCUUUGGCAGCAGACCAGCAGGCAGCCAUGUUCGGACAGUGCUGUUUUGAUACAGGUGACAUAAAACUCACCAUGGGAACUGGUACCUUUUGGGAUAUUAAUACUGGAAACAACAUUCAUGUAUCUAAGAAAGGCUUGUAUCCAUUGGUUGGUUGGAAAAUUGGGAAUGAGAUCACCUACUUAGCUGAAGGCAAUGCUUCUGAUACUGGAAAUGCUAUCAAAUGGAUUCAGGGCUUAGAACUUUUUGACAAUGUUGAAGAGACAUCACAAAUGGCACAUAGCCUAGUAAAUUCGGGAGGAGUUUGUUUUGUUCCAUCUUUUAGUGGUUUGCAGAUACCUGUGAAUGAUCCUUACGCAUGUACUUCUUUUAUGGGGAUCACACCUACUACUACCAAAAAACAUCUUGUUCGAGCUGUGUUGGAAUCCAUCGCUUUCAGAAACAAACAGCUGUACGAUACCAUUACAACAGAGUUGAGCAUUCCAGCUAUGUCCAUUCGAGCUGACGGAGGCGUCAGUAAAAAUAGUUUUGUGAUGCAGAUAACUUCGGAUUUAAUCAAUAAAUCAAUAAACAAGCCUGACAGUACAGACAUGUCUUGUCUUGGAGCAGCUUUUCUAGCAGGCCUUGCUAUUGGAUAUUGGACUGACAAAGAACAACUGAAGACAUUCAGGCAAACUGACAUAGUUUUUAAGCCACAAAGAGAGCCAAAGGAGUAUGAACCUGCCAUGAGUAACUGGAUAAAAGCUGUCUAUCGUUCUCUCUCUUGGUAUAGCCAGGCAUCUCAGUAAUUAAUAGUAUUUACAUGUUGGACAAUAUACCUCACUACUUUAUUUCUGCUUUAGACUUAAGCAGUUAUUUUUCUCGGACAAUAUUCAAGCAAUACAAAAAGUCUCCUGGAAUAGUAGUGAAUCCCAGGUAGUAGUCAAGAGACUAAAUGUCUCUUGUGAGUGUUGUGUUCUCAGCGACGAUAAUUUAUAAUAUUUGAUUUUAUUCAUGAGAUCAAUAUAUAUAUAUAUAGGGAAUGUUCAGAUACCAACCUAGGAGAUUUCAUAUGGAAAAAUCUAGAUUAAGAUUGUAUCAAAAAAUUAUUUCCCAAUAGACAGGAGCAUACC